CAGUUGGGACGCAAGAUCUGGGGCUUCUCUUCUGUGGCCCGCCGGGUGGCUCCCGCCUUUGCGGCCAUUACGUAGGUCCCAGGAAGAGGCGGAAGAAGCGCGGGACCGGCCGCACUCAUGGAGCCCAACCUGCGCUUCGGGAUCGCCCAACGCCAAUCUUUUUUUCAGAGAUUUCUUCUCUGGACAGAAUUACUAGAUCCUACAAAUCUGGUCAUUUCAAUUGAAAAAAUAGAAAAAUCAAGGCAACUCUUGUUCACCAAUGAAGAUUCGGCCAGAAGCAACCUAGACGACCAAAGGAUUAAAGAUGCAUGGAAGAUGAGUCUCUCCACCGUGCAUCCUGACAGCAGCAGGCUGAUCCCCGCUGUCUUCCGACCUGCAGCUUUUCUCCCCUUAACAGCACCCAUGGUAUUCUUGUCAAUGAUGCCAGCCAAAGGAAUAAUGUCCAUGGUUUUACCGCAGGUUUCCUUCUAUGCUUACACCACGGCAUUCACCAUCAUCAAUGGCAACGCCAGUUAUAGCCACACUCCAGUAGAGAGAGUAUUACUAGGAGGGGGCGUGUUUGCAUCUUCGGCUUUCCUUGGAUUACUCCCUCAGUUAGCCCAAAUGAAGUAUUCCCUGGAAUAACCUUGGAUCAAAAAAGCCUUGCCUGUUGUCAUUUUUGCCCAAGUCAGUGGCUUGAGCACCUUUGCAUCUCGAAGUUUUGAGUCCACCCGAGGGAUCGAGGUUGUGGAUAAGGAAGGCAGUGUCCUAGGCCAUUCCAGAAGAGCUGGGAGGAAGGCUGUUAGGGAAACAGCAGUUUCCAGGGUGUUGCUGUUUGGGACCUCAGCUUUUAUCCCUGAAGUCUUCACCUACUUUUACAGAAGGACCCGGUUUUUCCUGCAGAAGCCAUGGUCCUUAUGGACCACCAAGCUGUCUUGUACCAUCCUGGUAAUGGGACUGAUGGUGCCAGCCUCUUUUAGUAUGUUUCCACAGAUCGGACGGAUACAGUGCAGUAAGCUUGAAAAGGAAAUUCAGUCUUUGACAGAAGAAACAGAACUGUUCUAUAACCGAGGGGUGUAGGAGCUGGUUCUAGGUGAGGUUGUCUGGCUCCUGCUU
Messenger RNA from Castor canadensis (American beaver), 1095 nucleotides. It is a transcript of the gene Sfxn4, whose product is annotated as sideroflexin 4. Gene Ontology annotation, molecular function: monoatomic ion transmembrane transporter activity. Gene Ontology annotation, cellular component: mitochondrial inner membrane. The record is from RefSeq and is a predicted model, not a curated record. Gene Ontology annotation, biological process: monoatomic ion transport; mitochondrial transmembrane transport. NCBI's taxonomy places the organism in Eukaryota, Metazoa, Chordata, Mammalia, Rodentia, Castoridae.